CUCCUCAAAUUACAACACGUCUCUGUCUGUUGUUGAGCUUGUUUUGUGUGGCGGUAAUGAUGUGAGAUCCGGGCGAGUUUGAGAUGGCUGCGAUCAGAAAGAAGCUGGUGAUCGUGGGCGAUGGAGCCUGUGGAAAGACCUGUCUCCUCAUCGUCUUCAGCAAAGACCAGUUCCCUGAGGUCUACGUCCCCACCGUCUUUGAAAACUACGUGGCAGACAUCGAGGUAGACGGUAAACAGGUGGAGCUGGCUCUGUGGGACACGGCGGGUCAGGAGGACUACGACCGCCUCAGGCCCCUCUCCUACCCAGACACAGACGUCAUCCUCAUGUGUUUCUCCAUCGACAGCCCCGACAGCUUAGAGAAUAUUCCUGAGAAAUGGACUCCGGAGGUGAAGCACUUCUGCCCCAACGUGCCCAUCAUCCUGGUGGGGAACAAGAAAGACCUGCGAAAUGAYGAGCACACCCGCAGAGAGCUGGCCAAGAUGAAACAGGAACCAGUGAAGUCCGAGGAGGCGAGGGACAUGGCCAACCGGAUCAAYGCCUUCGGUUACCUGGAGUGCUCGGCCAAGACGAAGGACGGCGUGCGGGAGGUGUUCGAGAUGGCCACCAGGGCGGCGCUGCAGGCCAAGAAGCGAGGCAAGAAGGGCGGCUGCAGCCUGCUAUAGAGGGUCUGGAGCCAGACUCAAAACAUUCCUCCUGGUUCAUCACCGCAGCCGGCAGGUUUUCUUCAGCAUGACGGGGAAGAGCGGAACUAAUUCAGAGCAGGCCAUCAGAUAAAAUAACCAACAGGAAAGGGAGAAAAUAUAUUUAGACGUUGAAAUAUUUUAAAAUAGUGUGGGGGGGAGGGGGGUGGUCUCGUUGAUAAAUCUUUACGCUUCACAUCAGAGAGCAUCAGCAGGAAAACUCAGCUGUAAACAUYCUGAAAACACGUUUUUUUUCUUUAAAGGAGAUAGUUCAGUUAGUUCAACACGGGUUCAGUUCUGAACAGUAAACAUCUUACCUGCUGUAGAUAACUCUUGGAGUUUAAACAUUCCUGUGUUUCUAACAUCUGUUCUGUCAGCGUACGACUGCGUGCCGCCCAGAUUAUUCUGACCUGGAGGGCCGCGGUCUGCAGUAAACCCCGCCCCCACAAUUUAAAAUUAAACCGACAAAAAGAUUGCAGCAUCACCGACCUCAAAUUAAAGGAUCGUUCCAACAAAAUGAUGAUGAUCCGGUCAGAAAACUUCCCACAGAACCCCACUUCAAAUAAUCUGAACUGUCCCUUUAAUUCUGCUUUAUGAGGACCUAUUUUUCUUCUUUUUAUAAAUCAAUAACAUCAGUUUGUUUAAUUUCUGUCUGGAGAUCAGUUAUAAUAGUUUCAAAAGUUAACAACUUCAGAGUGCUAAAGUCUUAAUCCAGCCCUUAUUUCUUUUAAUUUACCUUAGAGGAGCCAAACUUUCUGUAAUCUGAACUGAAACCGGGUGAAAAACAAGAUAAUCCAGAAAAGUUUAAAGAUCUGAGGAACGUCUGGAUCACCGAAAGGAAAAUCUGAAGCAAGAAGGGCUGAAUAUUUAACGUUUUUAUUUACGAAUUAAACUGAUCAAAUAAUUUCUGCAACUAGAAUUUCCCACUAACCCCUGAACGCCUCACACGCUCCUGUAAUCUCACAGAAACAGGAUUAAAUUAGAAUGAAAAGUUUUCAGGAUCAAACGCAGAUGUUCUGCAGUUACUGGAGAGAUUUGUGUAUUUAUACAUAAAGGGAAACAGUAAUUAGUUUUAUUUUACGUGAACUAUUUACAAGUAAAUAUUAACGAGAGAUUAAACGAGUUAAAAUAUAUAAAUGUUUCCUGAUCUGCUCCUGUUUGAGUAAAAUGUACAAAACCUUUUUUUUUUAUCAUUUUUUUUCUUUCCUAUAUAAAUUUCUGCUUAAACGCUUCAGGAGCKUUAAAGAAUUUAAAUUAAAAAAAGCAAAAUUAAAGGAGAGGAUUUGUUUUUAGUGAAUCAUUUUGUUCUUUCUGAAUUAGAAACCUGCUGUUUGUGGCUCUGCUCAUAUUUAAAAUCAGCUUUUAUGUUUUAAUCAUUUACAGUAAAUUUGUUUAAUUUUAACCUCCCUCCCCCGUCUGCAUGUUAACGCCUCUUCUUGUUUCUGUUACUGGAUGUGAUAUUCUACUGGCUUCUCUUUGUUUUAUUUGCACAAAGUUUAAACUUUAGGUCAGUGUCGUCGUGCGAGCAGCUUCCUGAGGGAUUUAUAAGAGAAAUAAUCUUUUAUAUACAAACUUUUCUUCAGAUUUCUGCAGUUUUAUUGUAUUCUGAAAAAAUAAAUUCAUCAGAAUUAAAAAAAAA
This is a messenger RNA of Austrofundulus limnaeus, 2322 nucleotides long. Its product is annotated as transforming protein RhoA. Gene Ontology annotation, molecular function: GTPase activity; GTP binding. NCBI's taxonomy places the organism in Eukaryota, Metazoa, Chordata, Actinopteri, Cyprinodontiformes, Rivulidae. Bases 84 to 665 code for a protein of 193 amino acids. Gene Ontology annotation, biological process: small GTPase-mediated signal transduction. The transcript is spliced from 5 exons. The record is from RefSeq and is a predicted model, not a curated record.